Molecule: messenger RNA, 1897 nt
Organism: Ahaetulla prasina
Lineage: Eukaryota; Metazoa; Chordata; Lepidosauria; Squamata; Colubridae
Gene: BRIX1
Product: biogenesis of ribosomes BRX1
Exons: 6
Coding region: 8-829 (273 amino acids)
Biological process (GO): rRNA processing; ribosomal large subunit assembly
Cellular component (GO): nucleolus
Molecular function (GO): rRNA binding
Source: RefSeq, a predicted model, not a curated record
CAAAACAAUGACAAAACUACAAAAGCCUUUUAGUACCUAUAUUUGGGACACUUUCAGGCAUCUGUUUCAUAUGUUAAAAACAUUAUACCAUAGACCAAUUACUAAGGAAAUGCUAAUAUUUUUUCUAACUAUCUUCCAUAACUGUUUUAGGCUUUCAAAUGUUCCCCAUGGACCAUCAGCCAAGUUUUUAGUCCAGAACAUUCACACGUUGGCUGAGUUGAAGAUGACUGGAAACUGUUUGAGAGGCUCUCGACCUGUUCUUUCUUUCGAUCCAAUUUUUGACCAGAAACCGCAUUAUGCUUUGCUGAAAGAGCUAUUUAUUCAGAUCUUUAGUACUCCACAGUAUCAUCCCAGGAGUCAGCCUUUUGUAGACCACGUUUUCACUUUCUCCAUCACAGAUGAGAGGAUCUGGUUUCGAAAUUAUCAGAUCAUAGAAGAAGAUGGAGCUCUUGUUGAAAUAGGGCCUCGUUUUGUCCUGAACCUAAUCAAAAUCUUCCAGGGCAGCUUUGGAGGACAAACCCUGUAUGAAAACCCUCAUUACCAGUCCCCAAAUAUGCAUCGUCGGGAAUUAAGACUGGCUCUAGUUGCUAAAUUUAGAGAAAAGCAAAACAUGAAACAGUUACAGAAAUUGAAGAGUAAAGAAGACCAAGCACUCAUUCCUAAAGAUCCCACUGAGGAAGUUUUUGAAACACCAGCUGAAGAAAAGCCAAUGGAGAUAGAACUGGUGAGGCCAGAACCAAAAAUGAGUUUGAAAAAGAAAAAGAAGAAAGUACACCAACGACAGAGGAAGUGCAACAGAAAGCUUGGCAGAAUUGGCAUACAGAAUUAGAACUUUGAAAAAAAAGAUGGAGAUUAAGUGGACUUUAUAGUACAGGAUCUAAUCAGUUACUUCACUAAUUUUCUAAUCAAGCAUGUUGUAAUCAUUUAUUGGCUGUUCUUAAAUAUUUUUACAUUUUUUUUUGCUUCUCUUGCUUUUUUUACUUAAAAAAGGAAGUUGAUAAUAGGUAUAACACAGAGUUAGAGAGAGCCAGUGGCUCUAGCAAUCUCUCUCAGGCCUACUUUGAAAAGAAAAGUAGCCCACUGGAACAAACAAAACCUCUCUUAACCCGCUGUUUGGAAAAAUAAACUCAACCAUAAAUCAACUGGACACUGAGAAAUCACCCACUCAGUUUCCAAUAGUUUAAUGACUGAAAUGCCUCCUCAGUUUGAAGACUAAUAGUUUAUGGAACUGGUAUGUUUUCCUGCAUUUUUUGCUGUAGAUGUCCUACAGUAAUUCCUAUUUGAAGAUUAAUGAUAACUCUUAAUCCUGUAUUAGAGGUUGUUUACUUCUUAUCAGUGAGGGAAAACUUUUUUGUUAUUAAUAGCUGGAGGUAAAAUUUCAUAUGUAUACAUAUACUCAACUAAGAUUCUUCAGUCUCAAAUGUAUUCCAUAGCAUUUACCAGUUUUGGACUGCACCCCAAUUGCUUUUUCAUUAAAAAAGAAAAGGAAAAGGACAAGAAUUACAGAUUAGGUUUAUACAGUAGGGGUUGGUUUGCUUUAGAAGUCAUUAUGCUUUGAAAUGCACAGGAGAACAGCAUUUUAAAGCAGUUCUUUUUUUUUCCUGCAUGAGUCUGAAAAAAUGUAAACUGAGUGAGAAUUGAAGAAACACAAACCUGCUUUAAGAAGUAAUGUGCUCCUUUGCAUUUCAAAUACCCCUUUCAAAUAAUUUUGAGCUAUGCACAAUCCUGUAAUACUUUACUGUUCUGAAACAAAUAACUAUCCUUAAUCUAUGCAUGUUUGUGCAAAUUUAUCCUGUUAGGUUAAAAACAGUAACAUUAUAUUAUAUUAUAUUAUAUAACAUUAUAUUAUAACACAGCUGGAAAGGACUCUGGUGAUUUUCUAGUCCAACCUUCUGCU